Molecule: messenger RNA, 2764 nt
Organism: Pelmatolapia mariae (spotted tilapia)
Lineage: Eukaryota; Metazoa; Chordata; Actinopteri; Cichliformes; Cichlidae
Product: reticulon-4-interacting protein 1 homolog, mitochondrial-like
Exons: 9
Coding region: 176-1441 (421 amino acids)
Cellular component (GO): mitochondrion
Molecular function (GO): oxidoreductase activity; zinc ion binding
Source: RefSeq, a predicted model, not a curated record
AGGACGUUUCCACAUGAGGAUUUUAAGCAUUUCCACCUCGUUUCCACCUCGUGAGACUUCCACGUGUUUACAUGACAGAGAGAGCAGGUAGCGGCGGAUUUUAACCAGCUUCAGCCUCUAAUCUGCACACGUUGAAUGCGCCUGCGCGUCCAGUUGUAUUUUUGUGGUGCUAAAGAUGACUUCUCUGAAACGUUUGGUGCACAGCAGGCUGCUGCUCCACCUGAACGAGUCUCCAGGUGUGCACAGCUCCCUGCCCAGGUUCGGCAGGCUGCUCAGCACCUCCAGCAGGUGCAGGACUGUCAUGCCCGCCUGGGUCAUUGAUAAAUACGGAAGCAAUGAGGUUUUACGGUUCAACAAGAACGCCAGCUUUCCCAUCAUCAACUAUCCCAAUGAGGUGAUUGUCAAGGUGUUUGCAGCAGGACUCAACCCCAUCGACGUCGCCAUGAGAGGUGGCUACGGCGCAGCUACGUUGUCCAUGAAGAGAGAUCCUCUGAACAUCAAGCAGUCGGGCAGUGAGUUUCCUCUCGUUCUGGGCCGGGAUGUGUCCGGGGUCAUCAUGGAGUGCGGCCUGGACGUGAAGCACUUCAGAGAGAGGGACGAGGUUUGGGCGGCGAUCCCGCCGUGGAAGCAGGGCAGCCUGGCGGAGUUUGUGGUGCUGAGCGCCAACGAGGUGUCCCACAAACCAAAGUGUCUGAGCCACAUCGAGGCUGCUGCCAUUCCCUAUGUGGCAACCACCGCCUGGUCAGCGCUGGUUAAUACUGGCGGUCUGAGAAGGGACAACUGUGCCAACAAGAGGAUUUUGAUCCUUGGAGGAUCCGGAGGAGUGGGAACGUUUGCUGUACAGAUGGUGAAGGCGUGGGGCGCCCAUGUGACCGUUACCUGCUCCCAGAAUGCCGAGCGGUUCUUAAGGGGGCUCGGGGCGGACCACGUGGUGGACUACACUGCUGGGCCCGUCGAGGAGCCGCUCAGCGCUCUGGAGAAGUUCGACCUGAUCCUGGAUAAUGUCGGGGGUGACACGGAGCGUUGGGCGUUGAAGCUGCUGAAGCCAUGGAGCGGCGCCAAGUACGUCACCCUGGUGACGCCGUUCAUGCAGAACACCGACAGGCUGGGUGUAGCUGACGGCAUGAUGCAGUCCGCCGCUACAGUGGCCAGAAAGGUCUUAAAACACCUGAUGAAAGGAGUUCAUUACCGCUGGGGAUUCUUUGCACCCAGCGGCUCUGCCUUGGAUGAAAUCAGGGACAUGGUGGAUGCAAAACAGACAAGCAUCGACGUGCCGCCUCCAAUCAGCCUUUUGGGAACCGAAUCCUCGAGUGUGAUCGUGCCGGCACAUGUGGACGGAGAGAGGAACGGGAGCAGCAUCUCUACAGUGUGGAGCGGUGGGAUUUCACUCGCUGGCUGUCAUGUCGUCACCGCGGCAGCAGAUAGAUGUGCCCUGCAGUGAUGCGACAUGUACGUACUUGGAGGUGGUUUCACCAGAACAGGAGGGAUGUUCACGGUCCCUGCACUCUGUCAGAGAAGGAAACUUUCAGGGGGAAAACAGAAGCAGGUCAAAUAUUUGUCCUCUCCAUAAAUAGAUUCAUAUGAUGAGCAAAGCCGUCAUGCAGCGGCUGCAUGACAGCUUUGCUAACAACACUUUGCAUAUUCCUCAAACAUAUUUAUGUGUUGAGGCAGUUUGAUUCGUCCAUGUAAAGGAUCUUAGUUUUCUACAGUGUGAAAGCUCGCUCUGCAGAUGUGCUCCUGUUUCUGCUGAACUUCAGUCGAAUUAAACCAAAAUGACUCCAUAAACAAAAACAGGUCACAUGACUGAGUUCAGAGACAGCUUUGUGUGUCCUGCACAUUCUGCAGCCUGCUGCGAGUCCAACACCACCUCCUGCCUGUAUUUCCACACAGCUGGAAAAAUCUGUGACCAGAUGUCAGGAGAACAAAGAACCCUCACACAGAGGGGAAACUGUGAGCUGUGCAUCCUUACUUUAAAAAAAGUGAGUGUAACCUCUGACCCUGUUAAGGAAAUGUUGCAGAAUGACUUGAGGGUGAAAUGCGUCUCCCACACUGUCAGCGAUCGGCACAAACCAGCCCCGACUUGUGUGAAUCUUCUCUUUGUUGCAGCAGACAAAGCUCUACUGUUACUGAUGUUAAAAAACAAUGUGCGCAGUUAUGAUUUUAAUACACCAAGACAACAGAUGUCAGUGUGUCAGGGUUAGAAUUCACAGAUUUGAUUAACAGCAGAAAUUAAAGAGCAGGCUUCCAGCGUGAGCGCAGGAAUGACGGACUGUGGGUGGAGGCCGAGCGGGUGUAGAAAGGCUUCACAUUCUUCAAACCAGUGCUGCCCCCGACCCACGAGGAGGGUUUUUAAGAGAAGAUGAGUAUAAUUAUUGACCCUCAUCAGCACAGGAAAUGCAAACAUGCUUAUUUUAAAUGAUUAUUUUUAAAGUUUAAUUACUUAUCAAGAAUGAUCUACUCUUGUUCUAUAUACUUCAGGUUAAAUUUUACAUGCACACAGACUUUGACACUGUGAAAGACGCUUUUUGUAGUCAACCUCUGCAAAUUUCAACUAAAACUGUCACCAGCAGGGGGCAGCGUUUCUCCAGUACAUGUUUGAGAUGUUUUCAGACUGCUGCUGUUUAACUCCUGAUAUUUAUUUUUAAUUCCAUCUUUUUCUUGAGAGGCUCUGCUUUUCAUCAUUUUAAAUAAAAUCUCUUCUUUUUGCUUGUUAAAUAAAAGUUAGAUUGGCUCACAGCACCAUCUCCUGGUACAAUCUGGUAUU